Rhinopithecus roxellana (golden snub-nosed monkey) is the source of this 11290-nucleotide messenger RNA. Its product is annotated as KIAA1671 ortholog. NCBI's taxonomy places the organism in Eukaryota, Metazoa, Chordata, Mammalia, Primates, Cercopithecidae. The record is from RefSeq and is a predicted model, not a curated record.
CGCCCCCAGCAGGCUAGGCUGCGCGGGUCUGCGGGCUCAGCGGGCAGGUGCCGCGGGCUGCGGGCAGGUGGCGGCGCGGCGCGGGCUGGCAGUAGCUCCACGACCUGCUGAAACUCAGCCUGCUGGGACGAGUCUACUUUCCCCCCUCCUGUUUCUACCAUGGAAGUGUGUGGACAGCUCCAUUCACGAUGACAUGUGACACCACUGGCUUUUCCCGGCAAUCACACGCCCUGACCCAGGGCCUGCCAGCUUGGCAAUUGCUUCUCCAUUCUCGAUGUUCCUAACCCCCAUGGAUCCACAACUGUAACCAUGGCCACGCGGGUCGAGGUGGGCUCCAUAACGCCCUUGACGGCUGUGCCAGGCCUGGGUGAGAUUGGCAAGGAGGAGACCCUGACGAGGACCUACUUCCUCCAGGCCGGCGAAGCCUCUGGGGCUCCUCCAGCCCGGAUCUUGGAAGCAAAGAGCCCCCUGCGGAGCCCGGCCCGCUUACUCCCUCUGCCAAGGCUCGCCCCCAAACCCUUCUCGAAGGAGCAGGAUGUGAAAUCUCCUGUCCCAUCUCUGCGGCCCAUUUUAACUGGACCUUCUUCCUCUGGGGGGCUCUCUGAGGAGCCAGCAGCAAAGGAUCUGGACAAGAGGAUGCCUGGCUUGGUGGGGCAGGAGGUGGGCAGUGGGGAGGGCCCGAGGACAGGCUCGCCCCUCUUCAACAAGGCUGUGUUCCUGCGGCCCAGCCCCAACACCAUGAUUCUCUUCGAAACCACCAAAAGCGGCCCCACUCUGGGGAAGGCGGUCAGUGAGGGGGCCGAGGAGGCCAAGCCAGGUGUGUCUGGCUCCCGGCCUGAGGUGGCCGCCAAGCCCACCCUGCUCACCCGAAAGCUUGCGGGGACCCUUCCCCGGUCAGGCCCCCUGUCUCAGGACAUAAAGUCACCUGUACCCCAAGAGGAGGCAGGCCAAGACCAGCCUCCCUUAAAGGCCAGCAGUGUGGAGGACACGGCAUGCCCCUUUGUGGAGCCCAGGCCUCGCCUGAAGAGGAGGCCUGUGUCUGCCAUUUUCAUGGAGUCCAUUCAGCCUCAGAAGCCAGGCCCUGGCGCAGCAGCCACAGUGGGCAAAGUGCCCCCAUCCCCUCCCGAGAAGACGUGGGUGAGGAAGCCCAGGCCCUUGUCCAUGGACCUCACGGCCCGGUUUGAGAACAAAGAGGCCUUGCUGAGGAAGGUGGCCGAUGAAGGAAGUGGAGCCACAGCAGGGGACAUGGCUGGGCUAGAGAGGCCCAGAGCAGCGUCCAAGCUGGACAGGGAGUGUUUGGUCAAGGCGGAGGCUCCUCUUCAUGAUCCUGAUUCGGACUUCCUAGAGGUGGCCAAGAAAAUCCGUGAGCAGAAGGAGAAGAUGCUUUCCAAGCCAGAGACGGGCAGCCCCAGAACCCUGGGGGGCUCAGUCAGGGUCACCCCCAGCAAAGACCAGAGUCCCCGGGAAGAAAGGGCCAAGCUGGACCCAGAGCCAGAGAAGGCUGCUGAGUCUGCCUCGCCCAGGCUGGGAAGGGGCCUAGAACUUGCUGAGGUUAAGAGCAGAGUGGCGGAAGGGGAGGCCCCGGCAGGGGGAGAGUGGGCCUCCAGGAGGAGUGUCAGGAAGUGCAUCAGCCUAUUUCGGGAGGACAGCACCUUGGCCUUGGCAGUGGGGUCUGAACCCCGCCUGGCCACCCCCGCGUCCCCACUGGUGGCACCAGAGCCGGAGAAAGGGGUUGUCAGCGUCCAGGAGCGGAUCAGAGGCUGGACUGCCGAGAGCUCCGAGGCCAAGCCCGAGGUCAGGAGGAGGACGUUCCAGGCUCGGCCACUGUCGGCGGAUUUGACCAAAUUGUUUUCAAGUUCAGCUUCAAGCAACGAAGUCAGAUAUGAGAAGUGUGCUGAGCUGAGCGGCGAGUUUCCUAAGGAACCUAGAGAAAAGCAAAAGGAGGGGCAUGGUUUGGAUGGAAGCCCCUGGAAGCCUGGGACACUCCGGGAGAAGUCCAGGCAGACGGAGCGGAAGGUUAGCUCUAACCAAGACCCCCACAGCUGCCGCAGUGGAAGCUCAGUGGAGGCGCCUUGCCCUUCUGACAUCACUCCAGAAGAUGAUCAGAGCUUCCAGACUGUGUGGGCCACAGUGUUUGAGCACCAUGUGGAGAGACACACAGUGGCUGACCAGUCUGGACAUUGUCUCUCCACCACACCCCCUGGUGACAUGGCCAAUGCCCGUGUCUCAGAACCCAGGCCGAGGCCUGAGAUGAGCCCUUGGCUGGGCAGGGACCCACCAGACAUGACAAAACUCAAGAAGGAGAACGCCAAAGGGUUUGACAAUCCUGAGAUGGAGAAAUUGUUACGAACUGCCCUUUUGAACGGUGAACUGAGACCGUUUCACACGCCUCUCCGGGAAAAAUACCCUUUGGCUGAAAACCGCAAUAAUAACACCUUCCUCAAACACUGGGAAAACCCUCCCCCAUCGCAGAGGAUUGAGCCCAGGUAUGACAUUGUGCAUGCAGUGGGGGAGCGUGUGCACAGCGAGGUCGUCUCACCGGCACCGGAGGAGAAAGCGGUCACACUCCGCAGCCGCAGGUCUUGGUUCUCACUGAAAGACAGUCAGCUGUCCCAGGAGGUCACCCCUGCUGACCUGGAGUGUGGUUUGGAAGGUCAGGCAGGAUCCGUCCAAAGGGCCAGUUUGAUUUGGGAAGCUCGAGGCAUGCCUGAGGCUAUUGGGCCGAAGUCUGGGGGCAACUGCCCGUCGCCCAAAUGGACAGGCGGGGCGGUGGUGAGCUCGCACAAAGCCACCAUGAGGGUCAGUGAAGAGCACUGUGCUCCCGGGGCCACCUCUGUCCGGGCUGUCAAGGCUGCCGUCUGGGAAAGCCAGCAUGAGGGGCCAGAAGGGGCCAGAAGCAAGCCAGGAGAGGGAGCAAGGGGCCCACCCCAGGGAUGCCCCCUAGAUCCUCCUUCCAGGCCUUCGAAUGAGCCUUCUGACUCCCAAGCACGAACACAUCCGGAUGCAUUUGCUGUGCAGAAAGGGCCCUUCGUUGUAGCUGCCAGGGAGGGUGAUCCAAGGCCGGCCCAGGUGCCACAGCUUGCAGUCAAAAUGCGGAAAGCCAGCCCCACGGACCAGAGAAUGGACAGAUGGCGGCGGCGGACUUUACCCCCCAACGUGAAGUUUGAUACGUUCAGUUCUCUCGUCCCAGAGGACUCUCCACAUGUGGGGCACAGACGAACAGAUUAUGUGAGCCCCACAGCCAGUGCCUUAAGAAAACCUCAACUAUCCCACUACAUGGUGGAGACCCAGGAGGUGAACCCAAGCGCUUCACGGGAUCAGACCUCCCCAACAGUGAAGCAAGGGUCACCUGUGGAACCCAAGGCGACAUUUUUUGCAGUCACCUAUCAGAUUCCCAGUACUCAGAAGGCAAAGGGUAUGGUUCUGUCAGGGGCUGAAAACUUGCUGGAACAUUCUAGAAAAAUCACUCCACCCCUAUCUCCUCAUUCUUUAACAUCCACUUUGGUUUCUCUUGGUCAUGAAGAGGCAUUGGAGAUGGCAGGCAGUAAAAACUGGACGAAGGGACGAGAGCAUGAAAGUGCAAGCAUUUUAAAAACUCUGAAGCCAACAGACCGUCCAUCAUCUCUUGGGGCCAGGAGUCUGGAGCCUUUCAAUGGAAGAAUCAUUGAUGUGGAUGCCUUAUGGAGUCAUCGGGGAUCAGAAGAUGGCCCUCGUCCUCAAAACGAUUGGAAGGAAAGUACGAACAAGAUUUCCCCCAGCAGUGAAGCUCCCCAAACCACCCCGACUCUGAGGAGUCACCCAAAAGAUCUCCCUGUGAGAAGGAAGACUGAUGUGAUCAGUGAGACGUUCCCAGGUAAAAUCAGAGACGGGUACAGAUCCAGCGUUCUUGACAUUGACGCCCUGAUGGCUGAGUACCAGGAGCUGUCGCUGAAGGUCCCUGGGGAGGCUCAGGAGAGGAGGAGGAGUCCCACAGCAGAGCCCAGUACAUUGCCUCGGGAGAGGCCUGUUCAGCCAGGUGGGGUGGAGCAGAGAAGGAGGAGCCUGAAGGAGGUGCCCGGUACUGGGGGUCUCUGGAAAGCGGCCAGCUCUGCUGAAAUAAACCACAGUUUCACUCCUGGCUUAGGCAAGCAGCCAGCAGAGACCUCGGAGACAGCCAUGGGGACCAAAUCUAGUCCUCUCUUCUGGGCUCUGCCACCCUCGGCUCCUUCUGAAAAGUAUCCAGGGAGGGGCUCUCCUAUCUCUGCAGAUCCCAGGAAAAAAACCUUGGGGUUCGCUGAGGAUGACAGAAAGGCCUUUGCCAGUAAACAUCACGUUGCAAAGUGUCAGAAUUACCUGGCUGAAUCAAAGCCCUCUGCUCGGGAGGAUCCAGGCAGUGGGGUCAGAGUGUCACCAAAAUCACCCCCCACUGACCAGAAGAAAGGGACCCCAAGGAAAUCCACCGGGCGGGGAGAGGAGGGCAGUGCGGCCCAGUGGGUUGACCACCCACGUGACUGUGGACGGGCGCCGCUGGAUAUCAAGAGGGCCUACUCAGAGAAGGGGCCCCCUGCCAACAUCCGAGAGGGCCUGUCCCUCAUGCAUGAAGCCAGAGAGAGGAGGCGAGAGCAGCCCAAAGGGAGGCCCAGCCUUACUGGAGAGAAUUUGGAGGCCAAAAUGGGACCCUGUUGGUGGGAGUCAGGGACUGGAGAUAGCCACAAGGUGCUGCUAAGGGACCUGGAGAAGGAGGAUGCCCCCCAGGAGAAGGAGCGACUGCUCCAGCAGGUGUCCCCUAUGGCCUCGGUUCCCCGGAGAAGCCACAGCUUCUGCAAGGACAGGAGGAGCGGUCCCUUUGUGGACCAGCUGAAGCAGUGUUUCUCCCGGCGGCCCACUGAACCCAAGGACACUGACACCCUCGUACAUGAAGCCGACAGCCAGUAUGGGACAUGGACAGAGCAGCGCCAGAGCGGGGAGAGCUUGACCACUGAGUCCCCAGACAGCAGUGCUACAUCGACAAGAAAACAGCCCCCCAGUAGCCGUUUGUCUUCUCUGUCCUCUCAAACGGAGCCCACCUCGGCUGGGGACCAGUAUGACUGCUCCAGGGACCAGCGGAGCACCAGCGUGGACCGCUCCAGCACUGACCUGGAAUCCACCGACGGGAUGGAGGGCCCGCCUCCACCGGAUGCCUGCCCUGAAAAGAGAGUGGAUGACUUCUCCUUCAUCGAUCAAACCUCAGUCCUCGACUCAAGUGCCCUGAAGACCCGGGUGCAGCUCAGCAAGAGAAGCCGCCGCCGGGCCCCCAUCUCCCACUCCCUCCGGCGUAGCCGAUUCAGUGAGUCCGAGAGCAGAUCGCCUCUGGAGGAUGAGACUGACAACACGUGGAUGUUCAAAGACUCAACGGAAGAGAAAUCACCCAGGAAGGAAGAGUCAGAUGAGGAGGAGAAGCCAUCCAAAGCUGAGAGGACCCCCGUCAGCCAUCCUCAGAGGAUGCCUGCGUUUCCAGGCAUGGAUCCGGCAGUGCUAAAGGCUCAGCUGCACAAGAGGCCAGAGGUGGACAGUCCCAGCGAGACCCCCAGCUGGGCACCCCAGCCCAAGAGCCCCAAGUCCCCCUUCCAGCCUGGGGUGCUUGGCAGUCGCGUGCUGCCUUCCAGCAUGGACAAGGACGAGAGGUCGGAUGAACCCUCUCCCCAGUGGCUAAAGGAAUUGAAAUCCAAGAAGAGGCAAAGUCUUUAUGAGAACCAAGUUUGACCAGGCAGGGAACCCUGCUACGUCUACUGAACAGAAGCCUUAACCGUCAGAACCCGCAGACGAGGCCAAGCUGCUGCCGUUUCUUCCUGCACAAUGCUUAUGUGCCUGGGCCCUUCCCGUUGGAUUAAGAAUGCUAUCCAGUGCCCCCAUCCUCACCAGGCUCUCCCUGGAUCCAGACGGGAAGACCCAACCUCCAGAAGCACUUGCUCAUCUCCCCAGACAGCACUUCAGGCUGGGAAAGGAGCCAGGCUGCCCAGAAAUGUCUACGUGGGUGGUUUUGCUUUUUAUGUAAAAAUGUGCAUUUCUACCUACUUUAGACACCUGCAUCAGCUCCAAGAACAUCAGCAUGAGGCUGGAAUUGCCUCCCCAGGUUCUGAAAAACACCUGAAUUUGUGAAAGCACCUCCUCAGCCAACCCCAGGGCAGGUCUUUUUUGGGAAGGACAUUUCCAAGAAAGAUCCAACUGUUCAUUUCCUGCUGUAGUCUCGAUGCAAGGCAUUACCGCCAAGUUGAGGGGUUUUUGUUCUUUUUUUUUUUUUUUUGGUGAGUUUCUUCUUCCCCUCGAGGAAUCAGCAGUUCCAAUUUUGAAACGUACCCUCCCUGAUUGUGUGUAUUUCUCUUUCUAGUGGGGCUGUGUGCAUCACUGGCCUAUGUUAUUGUAUGUCAUUUUUGUUGGCUUUAGAAGGCGAUAAAGCAAUAAUUCAGCUAAUUUUCUUUGAAACUUGAUAUGUAUGUAUGUGUUUACGUUAAAGGACAGGAAGAAAGAUGUGUGAAUAAUUUGUUCUGAAGUAUCCAGUCACCUCAGGUUAUCUUAUCCCUAUCCAAGCUGUUUAGAAGUUAUAAUUGUCACUCUUGUAUAUAUUUCCCUGGCUUCUUUUCAUUUGAGCUCUGGUUUCUGUAGGGUGACCUUUGCCCCUUGGCCUUAAGGGUUCGUAAACUGCAGCCCAAAUGGUGGUGCCUUUGCCACUGAAUCAUCAGACCCGCCCUAGCAAUCUUUUUCUCCAGAGUCUUCUUUGAACAUGACCUGGGCUGCUGGCAUGGAGGAGUUGUUCCGAACUGGCCUCAGAACAGAUGCAUGAAUGAAGGGUACUUUUUCUUUUGCUCACCUCAUUUUCCCCCAUCGAACUCCACCUGACCAAGUGCUUUUUUUGGUCCAAAUGCGGGUCUUCCUGAAAGCCCUUCUCUGGAGGGGAGCUCCCCAGCCAAGGACUCUGGACAGAAAUGCUGGGUGCUAGGUGACAAAUCAUAAAGCUGGCCCUGCCUCCUUUUUUUCUUGCUAGCGAUCAGCUCAUUCCAGGGAAUCCCCAAGACCUCUGGGGGCUCCAGACACUCUCUACCUUGUCUUUGUUUUUGGAAAUGCCCAACACCAGACUCUUCCACUUCUGAGUCCUAAGGCUGUAGCAGAUAUCCUAGAUGUGCUUGGCUGGCCACCUGCCAUGCCUGGACUUGCCAUAGUCUACGUGCCAACUUUGGGAGAUACCCAUCAUGAGAUGCUUGGGCAAUUCAUAGAGAGCCUGUGGCAUGGGGUGGCGUUUCCUAGUGGAUCCAUGCGCAGCACUCUGGCUAGAUACGGAAGUGGGGGGCAUGUGUGCCCUCUACUCCCUCCCCACAGUUUCCUAAGAGGUAAAAGUCUCGAUGAAUCCAUUAUUUGCAAAUGCUGUCAAAACAUGCUUCCCUUUUCCCUGGCUACCUCUUAGGAUUUCAUUUGUCUCUCCAUCUCAGCUUCCUCCCUCAUCUCCCUUUACCCCUAUUCUCUCUCUUAAUGGGUGGAUGGGCAUGGAUAGAAAUCCUCUGUUUGUCUAGGUCAGGACAAACACCUAGGCCCUGGUGAGGCAGUUGCCGUUCAGCACCAGGGACAGCAACUGCAGGGCUGUGAGGCAGGAACCCACCUUGUGUCCUGUUUGAUGAGCUUUGGUUACUGAUGAACACUUGCCGGACCAUGCCACCACCCAGCCUUUUACACCUGGGAGCCUCAUGCAUCUGGGUUUGGGCGUUUGGACCUGCUUGAUGAUCGUUUGUUUUCUCAUCAUUCCCUGAAUUAGUCAUCUAGUCAUCUGUGGCCAUUUGGGGAUUAAUUCCUGCAACUGCUUCAGUUGAAUUCUUUUUUAAAGAUCCAGUUUCUGUUUUCUAAUAAUUUGGAUCUUAUGGCUUUCAAAGUCAAUAGGAUCCCCUUUAAAAAAUACCUACUGUUGAGUUUUUUUUUUUUUUUUUUUUCUGAGACAAGGUCUUGCUCUGUUGCUCAAGUUGGAGUGGAGUGGCACGAUCACAGCACACUGAAGCCUCUACCACCUGGGCUCAAGUGAUUCUCCCACCUCAACCUCUCAGGUAGCUGGGACUACAGGUAUAUGCUACCAUGACCAGCUAAUUUUUUAAUUUUUUUGUAGAGACAAGGAUCUCACCAUGUUGCCCAGGCUGGUCUCAAAAUCAAACUUCUGGGCUCAAGCAAUUCUCCCCGCUCAACCUCCCAAAGUGCUGGGAUUACAGACAUGAGCUACUGCAGCUGGCCUAAAACACAUUCCUAGUCUUUUGAUGCUGACUUCUUAUCUUGGCUGAUGUCUGUCUUUCCUUCAGGGGGAAAGGACCCCUUUGUACCAUCUCAAGCAGUAGGAAAGGAACUGCUCUUACAUCUAUUGAUGCUCCUCAUGCGAAACUCUCAAUUCUUAAUUAGUCAUGUCUCAGCUCAAGGAUAUCAGACAGGAAGGAAACACAUUUGAAAAUGAGAUUGACUGGAGAUUUUUUUCCCUAAUCUCUCACACCUUAAUUGGAAAAAUAAUCUAUUUAAUUCUGUGUUAAUUAGGAUAUACAAAGUUCACCCUCCUUGAAAGUGACUAGGGCAAGCCCUGAAGAUCUUCCUCACCUCCUUUUAUUUUUCUGUAACCUUAUCUCCUCCAGCACCGCAGGGCAGACAAUCACAGUGAGUCAAGAACGACCCUCUUUCGUGAACGACCCUCUUUCGUGCGGGCUCCGCCAUGACCUCUGAACCCUGCUUAUGAUCAGUGCAAUGAAGUUAGAAGUAACUGAUGAUUGGGAGCCUUUGCAGAUAGCUGGGCAAAUGGGUAAUUUACUUCUCCCUAUUCUAAAUGGAGUGUGCUGUCUUUGAGGCUAAGCAAGGGGGUGUUGUACACUAGUUUCUAGACUUUGCCUGGAGACCCCUUUGGAAAUCCAUCUUCUUUUAAUAUCACUUAACAUGCCUUAAUAAUCUGUGUGCAAUGGAGUCAUCUUCUCCUCAUCCAACCCUCCUCCCUGGGGGCUUCGGCUGUCCUCAAUGAGAGUCUCAUGCAGAAUGGAAAAUCCUCCAUAUGUACAAUCUCUCACCCCUCCUCAUUGCUCUUCCUCCUCAGCUCCACCACCCCUUUGCACAUCAGCAUUUUGACAGCUGGUCUUUUGAGAAGCCCGUGUCUUUUUCCUCUUCAGUAGAUACCCUUCUUCAUGGUCUUUUGCCUAAUGAAACAGAGGCCUUUGGCCUUUGAAAAUCCAUGACGAGGCCUCAGAAAUCAGUAUUGUGGAGGAUUACUCCAUGCCACCAGAGACACUCUGGUGAAAGAGAAACCUCGUGGUCUUUAGGAUGUUGGGAUUUUGAGUGGUAGCCUCAGGAUUCAGGGAAAGGACAAUUGGAUGGUGGUGUUUUCCAGGGGACGAGCCAAAUCACGUGGUUUCAGACACUUGUGUUUUCCUUUGUGCCUCCCUGGAAGGGAGGCCACCUUAAGGGUAUUGCCAAGAAGCCAGAAUUGAAAUAGGCAUGAGCCUGUGGUUGUCAACUUUACAGGCUGGGCAAGGGAUUUAGCAAGACCCUUAGUGUGAUUUUCCUAAAAGAGACCUCAGCUGCUCCGACCUGGUGCUGAUAGCUGCUUUGUCCAUCUAUGCUUUAAUAUUUUUCUUUAUAAUAUGUCCCCAGAUGGCUCCUGGAACUAGUCAUAAUUACAAACUGUAAAAAUCCCUCCUCCUCAGUGUAGAUAUUUAAACCAGAGUAAGUGAUGGGGAGACAUUCUGUGGUCUCUGAAUGUGCCUUCCCCUCACCAUGUGUGAAAACACAAAAGCCGCAGUUCCAUGGCAUCGUGGUUCCAUGGGGCUGGAGGGUAGGACCCUCCACAUCUAGAAGGGGAUCUGCUUUGGGCUUGGUCCCCUUUAGCGAGUAGGGGACCCUUGCUGUGUGCUGAGAGGCUGCUAGGACUCACACAGUUGGAAUUCUGGGCAGGCUCAAGAAGUCUAGAGCCACGUAAAAAGCUGGUAGGCAUGAAUGUGCCAGGUAUUUGCCAGCCUGUGUCUCCUUUUGCACCCCCCAAUCCAGAGUUUUCUUUCUUUUGACUAAAUUGGCUCCUGCAGGGGGAAGGGCAGCAAGCUAGGCCCUCUGCUCUGGGAGGUCGGCCUGAGGUUUCCGGUAAGUUAACCCUUAAAAUCGACACCUCAGCCCGCCCUGCCCUUUGGCCUUCCCAGAAUCUCCUUCAGUGGUUGCUCUCCCACCUGUGCCAUAACAUCAUCUUCCAUGACUUGGACUGGCACUUCCUUGAUAAUCCCUGUUGGCAUCACACCGGCUACAAAUUAUGCUGUUUUCUAAAGAAUUUGAACUUUUUUUCUUCUUUUCUUGAGACAGGGUCUUGCUGUGUUGGCCAGGCUGGAAUACAGUGGCACAAUCAUAGCUCACUGCAGCCUCCAACUCCUGGGCUCAAGCAAUCCUCCCACCUCUGCCUCCGGAGUAGCCCAGAUGACAGGAGCACACCACCACGCCCAGCUGAUUUUUUAAAUCUUUUUGUAGAAACAGGAUCUUGCUAUAUUGCCCAAGCUGGUCUCUAACUUGGUCUCAAGCGAUCCUCCCACCUCAGCCUCCCAAAGUCCUGGGAUUACAGGCAUGAGCCACCAUGCCCAGCUGAAUUUGAGCUUUUUAAUAAUCUCAUUCCAUAUAGCCUUAUAGAUCCUGUAAAUAGGGGGGUCACAAAAGUAAUAUAUUGUGUUAUGGAAGAUAAUUUUGUACUGUGCUGUUUCCUAAAUCACAACAAUAUCCUAAAGUCAUGCACUUCCCAGAUGAUCGUGAUCCUCAAAAUGCUUUGUAAGAUGGGGUAGAGUGUGGAAAUACAUAUAUACACACACAGACACACACACACGUAAGUAUAGUAUAUAUUUUCCUAACCUUUCUUCUGGGUCCUUCCUCAGCUCUGAGUCACGAUAGAAAAGGAACUUGAGUGCUUUGUGUAGGAUAGUUAAGCUUCCUGCCGGCGGUGUUCUUGCAAUUGCCUUACGAAUUCACAAGCUCUAGGAGUUCUGAACGAAAGGCAGACAAGACGCACUUUAUCCAAUCCCAGAAAGAAUCUCUACCCAUGGGACUGAGAAUUCAUCUAGAAAACCUUAUAUUUUUAAUGUUAAAAAAAAAAUGGGGCUUAUCAGACCUCACAGAGUAUUGGACGUCUACAAGUGCUUUUAUAUUUUGUAACUGUAAAGAGGUUUCAUAUGCACAGAAGAGCAGUUGGAAAUCUGGUCAACUGCAAUAAAACAAGAUGACCUUUGCAUGUACAAAGAUGUUGCAUUCAGACUAUGAAAAUAGCAAAUAAAGCUUUGGUGCAAGCUGCAUUGGAGAA